AUGGCACCAUCAGCAGUCUCGCCGCAACAGCGACCCGUCGACUCUGGCGCUGUACAGCCUCCCUCCGGGGGAAACUUCACCGGCUACGACCACGUAACCUGGUGGGUAGGCAACGCCAAGCAAGCAGCGGCCUACUACGUCAACCUCUUUGGCUUCAAGCACAUUGCGUACCGGGGCCUCGAGACGGGCAGCCGGUACUUUGCGUCGUACGUCGUGGCCAACAACGACGUGCGCUUCGUCUUCACGUCGCCGCUGCGCUCGGCGGUCCACCUGCCCGCCGACGAGGCCAUCAGCCCCGAGGACAAGAAGCUCCUGGACGAGAUGUACGCGCACCUGGAGCGGCACGGCGACGCCGUCAAGGACGUGGCCUUUGAGGUCGACAACGUAGAGGGCGUGUACCACAAGGCCGUCAAGGAGGGCGCCGUCGCGGUGCAAGGCCCGACGCAGUUCCAGGACGAGGAGCACGGCUCCGUCACCACAGCCGUCAUCUGCACAUACGGCGACACGACGCACACGCUCAUCAACCGCGGCUCAUACACCGGCCCUUUCCUCCCGGGCUUCAGGGAGGGCAAGAAGUCCACCGCCAGCGUGUCCCUGCCGGACGUGAAGCUCGCGCGUAUCGACCACUGCGUCGGCAACCAGGACUGGAACGAGAUGGUCUCCGCGUGCGCCUUCUACGAGCAGUGCCUGUCCUUCCACCGCUUCUGGUCCGUCGACGACAAGCAAAUCUGCACAGAGUUCUCUGCCCUGUCGUCCAUCGUCAUGGCGUCCCCCAACAACCUCGUCAAGAUGCCCAUCAACGAGCCUGCCGCGGGAAAGAAGAAGUCCCAGAUCGAGGAGUACGUCAUCUUCAACUCGGGCGCCGGCGUCCAGCACAUUGCCCUGCUCACGCCGAGCAUCAUUGACGCAGUUACUGCUCUGAGGGCCAGGGGCGUCGAGUUCAUCAACGUCCCGCAGACGUACUACGACACCAUGCGCCAGCGGCUCAAGACGGAGAAGCGCAACUGGGAGCUCAAGGAGGACCUGGACACCAUUCAGCGACUGAACAUUCUUAUUGAUUACGAUGAGGGCGGCUACUUGCUGCAGCUGUUCACGAAGCCGUUGAUGGAUCGUCCUACCGUCUUUAUUGAGAUUAUUCAGCGUAAUGAGUUUGAGGGCUUUGGCGCUGGUAACUUUAAGAGUUUGUUUGAGGCGAUUGAGCGUGAGCAGGCGGAGAGAGGGAACCUGUAA
Pochonia chlamydosporia 170 is the source of this 1230-nucleotide messenger RNA. RefSeq names its product 4-hydroxyphenylpyruvate dioxygenase. The transcript has a single exon. Gene Ontology annotation, biological process: L-tyrosine catabolic process. The record is from RefSeq and is a predicted model, not a curated record. The coding region runs from base 1 to 1230 and encodes 409 amino acids. NCBI's taxonomy places the organism in Eukaryota, Fungi, Ascomycota, Sordariomycetes, Hypocreales, Clavicipitaceae. Gene Ontology annotation, molecular function: 4-hydroxyphenylpyruvate dioxygenase activity.